AUGAGAGAAGUCUUAUCAUUUUUUGUGAUAAUUCCGGCAGUGCUCUCGGCAAUUUCGGAAAAGUAUGAUCAACCUCCAGAGCUGCCGCCACUGAACGACGAAAACUUUUUUGACCGCUCCCAAUCCGAAUACGAAACUGUAUUGACACCGGAAGACUUCGAACUUGGCGCACGAAUUUCUGCAGCAAUGGCUCAUGACACGACGGAUGUGUGGGAUUCUGAUGCCAUGUAUAGCAAGGAUCGGUUCGAAGGAGAUAUCGCCAAUGAUAACCUCAACGCUUCAACAGUCGAUUUGUUCUUAAAUGGUGGCUCCGGGAAAAACGAGAACGGAAAGUGGUACAACGCUAUUAAAAACCGCCUUCAGCUUUGGCCUAAUGGCAGAAUACCAUACACAAUUUCAUCGCAAUACAGUAGUUACAGCCGUUCGCUGAUUGCUGCUUCCAUGCAAGAUUACGCCACUCACACUUGCAUUCAAUGGGUUCCAAAGGAAGCGAAUGACCUCAAUUACGUUCACAUCUACCCAGAUAGAGGAUGCUACUCAAUGGUUGGAAAAAUGGGAGGAAAACAAUCGCUCUCGUUGGGUUCUGGAUGCAUUCAAAAAGGAAUCAUUAUUCAUGAAAUGAUGCACGCUGUUGGAUUCUUCCACGAGCAGAGCAGAACCGACAGAGAUGAUCAUAUCACAAUCAUGUGGAACAACAUUCAACCAGGAAUGCAAGGACAAUUCGAGAAAUAUGGACACGGAACGAUCCAGUCCUUGGGAACAUCAUAUGAUUACGGAUCAAUUAUGCAUUAUGGAACAAAAGCGUUCUCAAGAAACGGACAGCCCACAAUGAUUCCCAAGAAACCCGGAGCUCAAAUCGGACAAAGGAAUGGAUUCUCAAAAGUUGACAAAUUUAAGAUUAAUACCCUUUAUGGAUGCCCUGUCGAAGGAGAGAAGCCUACAACCGCAGCUCCAGUAACUACCACCACAACAAAGCCAGCCGUUGUUGUCACUACUUCAAAACCAAUUUAUACUCCGCCACCCAUCAAUCCAGGAACAGGGGAAUGCAAAAAUCUGCGUGGAGAUUGUGACGACUUGGCAAAACAAGGAUGGUGCAUUAGAAAUCCAGGAUGGAUGCGUCAGCACUGCCCGAUUUCCUGUGGAAUGUGUAUUCCAAAGAAGAGCACACCUGCGCCAACAACGACAACAACUACAACUACUAGAGCUCCGUCAACAUCUCCACCAAAAUUGGUUACUAAUCCACCGACUCUUCCACCAGUUCCACCAAUCCCUGACACUGAUUGUGAAGAUCUUCGAGUUGACUGCCUCAUUCUUGUUUCUCAAAGAUAUUGCAAGAUUUCGCAGAACUUUAUGAAAUCAUACUGCGCCAAAAGCUGCGGAUUCUGCUACAAGCCGCCACCAACUGAGAUCCCAAUUGAUAGACCUGCUCCAACGGUUGUCACAAUGAAACCACUUGUCACACUUCCACCUGCGCGGUCGCGUUCUCCAGCUCCGCCCGUUCCCGUCGUCGUCAAAACCAGCAGCACCACAACGACCACGACCACGACUUCAGCCCCUUCAACUUCACCAAGUACUGCUACCACAGCCGGUUGUGCCGACAGAAAACAUUUUUGUACCCAUUGGAAGAGCGCGGGAUUCUGUGAAGGAAUCUUCAUGAAUUACAUGAAAAAGAACUGUCCAGCUUCAUGCGGGCUGUGCUAA
Molecule: messenger RNA, 1701 nt
Organism: Caenorhabditis bovis
Lineage: Eukaryota; Metazoa; Nematoda; Chromadorea; Rhabditida; Rhabditidae
Source: the annotation of a GenBank genome assembly